AGCAGUCCUCUCCACCUGAGCUGCAAGAACGGCAACGUGUGGAUCAGUAACCUGCUGGUCCUGCUUGGCUCAGAUGUGAAUGCGAGGGAUAAGAACGGCUGCACGCCGCUGUCCCUCGCCUCCUUCAACGGCAGCCAGGAAAUCGUUCGCUGCCUCCUGGAUCACAGAGCGAAUGUAGGAGCAGCCGACUCAGACAACCUCACGGCCCUGCACUGGGCGAGCGCUCGAGGCCACCGAGGCAUCGUCGAGCUCCUACUCCAGCACAGCCCGGACAUG
Guillardia theta CCMP2712 is the source of this 276-nucleotide messenger RNA. RefSeq lists its product as hypothetical. The transcript has 2 exons. Gene Ontology annotation, cellular component: cytoplasm. Gene Ontology annotation, molecular function: protein binding. The annotation marks the transcript as partial. Lineage: Eukaryota; Cryptophyceae; Pyrenomonadales; Geminigeraceae. The record is from RefSeq and is a predicted model, not a curated record.